Microdochium trichocladiopsis is the source of this 1902-nucleotide messenger RNA. RefSeq lists its product as uncharacterized. The transcript has a single exon. The record is from RefSeq and is a predicted model, not a curated record. NCBI's taxonomy places the organism in Eukaryota, Fungi, Ascomycota, Sordariomycetes, Xylariales, Microdochiaceae. The coding region runs from base 1 to 1902 and encodes 633 amino acids.
AUGGCGGCGGUGACCGUCAAUUCCAUCUCCACGCCGCCUCGGCACAGCCUAAAGUCUAAGGCGUCGGCGUCCACACUUGUCGGCGAGGAGGGAAAGGACGCCAACACGUACAGCCCAGCAAGCCACAUCAACGCCUUUUCCACCUCCGGACACAACAGUCCCCGGGGCCCAGACACCGCCGCUGUUGGAGAUGACCACCUUCAGCAGCAGCAGCCGCGCCCUGCCUGCUGGCCAUGGCCCUGGGUGAUGCUCCGCGGCGGGCACAUCGCCGAGGCGGGCAACAACCUCGACACGAACGCACCGGCUUCCUCUGAUGGCACAAACGAAGACGUCGUCGAGAGUAUUCUUGCGCCGUCCCAACCACCACCACCACCACCAGCUCGUCCGGCCGCAGGCUCGCCGCAAGCGUACAUUGAGCUGCGCGAGAUGCUUCGGCGGUUGCGGGACCACGGCAGCAACGCAGCGAGCAACAGCCCAGAUAACCACACCAACGACAGCAGCGAUGUGGACGGACCGAGCCACUUGGACAACAACAACAACAACAACAACAACGCCGUCACUGCCGCCCCUGCUGCCCCUGCGGCUGUUCAUCACAAUGGCAACGACCGCGGCUGGACCCGGAUGAGCCAAGUGAGCACUGCACCCGACCACUACCACCACCCCCCACAGCAACAGAACCGGCCUCGCCCAUAUCAGCAGAAUGCCGACUUCACCACCACCACCUCGGCCGGCCCUGCCGCAACGGACGACUCCGAGGAGGACCUCUACAGCCUGCGGCUGCGCCGGUUCAAGGCCGCGGGCCAUGGCCUGCGACCAGCCGGCGCAAGCAUUGCGACAUACAUGGCAGCCACGCACCGCAACGGCCGCCGCCCACGCACUCUAGCGUCAGGAGGUCCUGGCAAUGACAAUGACGACCACGACCACGACGACGCCGACAACACCUCGUCCCAAGAAGACAACUACAACAAGCGCAUCACCGCGGCCAACCGGCAGCAAGCUCAAGCCAAGUCCCUCCUUCCGAUGCUGGACCUGGAGCUCGCCAUCAGCAACGCAGCAUACUUGUGCCCCCCCUCCCUCCUCCACCACGACCGGGCCGCGGCGCAUCAGCUCGUCCUCCGCGGCAGCUUCGGCGGCGCGAGGCUGACCGAGGGCAACCUGGCCCGGCUGCAGGGGGAGCUGGCGUGGCGGCGCGACGCGGAGCGCCAGCGCGGGGCCAACCCGAACGAGGACGUCUUCCGCAUGGGCCUGGUGACCAAGGAGAACCUGGUCAUGCUGAGGGACCUGUACGACACCAUGGAGCGGGUCAAGCUCGACCAGGCAGAGUAUCCAGGCGUCGCGCGGAGCAAUGCCGACACCCUGGACGUGUACGAGCAUAUGCGUAUCCGGCGGGAGCUGCAUUUGAAGACGGAGCAGGAGGAGAAAGAGAAGGCCCAGAGGGAGGAGGGGGGGGAGGAGGAGGAGGAGAAUGACGACAAUGACGACGACGACGGCAAUGCCGGGCAGCAAGAAGAGUUUCCCCGGAAGCAUGAACACGACUCAUCUCCCUUGCUCAACGCAGGCUCCCUCGAGGCGGCCUCUUCUGCACCCAUCGCCAACAAUGAGCACAUCCGACCAGGACGCCGCGCCCGCAUACGCGCCAAGUUGAGGCGCAUGAGCCACCACGUCGGAAACAGACUGCACCGAAGCCGCGCAGCCAUCAACUGCGGUAGCAGCAACACUGCCGCCUGCAGCAGCAGGAGCAGUAGCAGUCGGUACGCAAGUAUCAGGGGGACGCGGGUUGUAAGCCCACUGCCUGAAGCUGGUAUGAGCUGGACAAGGCUUCGUACAACGACAGACGAGCUUAGACGGCUGCGGAUCGGGCACAAGGUGGAGGACCUGGACACAGAGGACGACUCGAUGUGA